This is a messenger RNA of Saccostrea cuccullata (small rock oyster), 777 nucleotides long. Its product is annotated as prostaglandin E2 receptor EP4 subtype-like. The transcript is spliced from 5 exons. Gene Ontology annotation, cellular component: plasma membrane. The record is from RefSeq and is a predicted model, not a curated record. The coding region runs from base 1 to 777 and encodes 258 amino acids. Gene Ontology annotation, biological process: positive regulation of cytosolic calcium ion concentration; adenylate cyclase-activating G protein-coupled receptor signaling pathway; inflammatory response. Lineage: Eukaryota; Metazoa; Mollusca; Bivalvia; Ostreida; Ostreidae. Gene Ontology annotation, molecular function: G protein-coupled receptor activity.
AUGUUGGACUGGCAGGCCGCCCUCUGCGCAAGUUUGCAAGUUGCAAAUUAUUUCCUUGGUUACUGCGAUUCUGGAGGAUACCAUGGCUGCAUUUUCAGAGGUUUCUCCCAGACAGUUUUCAUGAUGGCCUCCCGUCUUAUGGUGGUGCUAAUGUCUGUUGAGCGCUUUAUUGCACUGAGAUAUCCGUUCAAGUACAGUAGUUUGAUGUCGAAAGAAAGAGUCAUAGGUGCCGUUGUUGGAUUAGGAAUUUACGCAAUAUUCGUAUCAUGCUUGCCUAUAAUGGGAGUUAACAGCUAUGGCUAUCAAUCUUGGUGCGAUUUUCACUGGAACGACAGAUCGGUUGGGGGAAGAUUUUUCGUCCUUUAUUUUGUUUUUGAAGGAUUUACUUGCAUGGCAAUCAUCGUUUUCUGCAACAUCUCCGCCAUAUAUGAGCUUCUCCGCAUGAACAAAGUACGACCACUCGACACGGGAUCAAAAAUAGACAAAGAUCAAACAAAAUUUAUAGUGAUGAUGGUGGCAAUCUCUGUCGUUUACAUAGUCUUCUCAUCACCCCUUUUAGUACGUCUUUUCUGUAACCAACUUGAAAUCAAUCUUUCGAAACAAAAAGACUUUGUUGGAAUCCGUCUGAAUAUUGUCAACAACAUGAUGAAUGCCCACCUGUUUCUUUUCAUCCAAUUUCUCUUUCAUCCGAAGGUACUUGAAAAGUGGAGGAGAUGUUUCGGCCGAGGUAGAAAUGAGGAUCCGAGUUCCACGAUUCCAACAACCACCACUUCAUAA